Messenger RNA from Lycium ferocissimum, 1199 nucleotides. RefSeq names its product annexin D4-like. Gene Ontology annotation, molecular function: calcium ion binding; calcium-dependent phospholipid binding. NCBI's taxonomy places the organism in Eukaryota, Viridiplantae, Streptophyta, Magnoliopsida, Solanales, Solanaceae. Gene Ontology annotation, cellular component: cytoplasm. Bases 84 to 1028 code for a protein of 314 amino acids. The record is from RefSeq and is a predicted model, not a curated record. The transcript has 6 exons.
CAAGUCCCACACCUCAAGUCUCAACUAUCUUCUCUCUUUUUUACACACACCAAAAAAACUCAAUAGACUAAUUACAGAAGAAAAUGUCAGAGGCUAAUGCAUAUGCAGCUCUAACCAAGGCUUUCUCAGGACUUGGUGUGGAUGAGAAUUUAUUCAUCUCAUUAUUGGGAAGAUGGAAUCCCCAUCAGAGGGCAUCCUACAGGGUAAGCACCCCUGGAUUCUUCACAGAAGAUGAACGUCAAUUCCAGAGAUGGAAUGAUCAACAUAUCCUUCAGCUUCGUCAAGAAUUUUUGCGUCUUAAGGAUGCAGUGGUGCUGUACACAAUGCACCCAUGGGAAAGGGAUGCUCGUUUGUUUAAGGAGGCAUUGUUGUUGAAAGUACCUCAACAUAAUGUUCUCAUUGAGACUGCUUGCACUCGAUCCUCUGAGGACCUUUUGGGUGCGAGGAAAGCCUAUCACUCCCUUUUUGAACACUCAAUUGAGGAAGACAUUGCUCACCAUAUCAAAACUCACGAAAGAAAGCUUCUAGUUGCUCUUGUGAGUUCCUACCGUUAUGAAGGGCCAAGAGUGAAUGAAGAUCUUGCAAAAGCUGAGGCAAAGGUGUUUGUGAAUGCAAUAAAAGAUGCUAAGAAGAAGCUGAUUGAGAAUGAAGAGAUUGUGAGGAUCCUCUCACACAGAAGCAAGCUCCAUCUUAAGGCCAUCUAUAACCACUACAAGGAAUUGACCGGCAACUUCUUGGACGAGGAUCUUGAUGGUGAAUUGAUCUCGAAACAAGUAGUCCAAUGCCUUUGUGCACCACAAGCAUACUUCAGCAAGAUUUUGAUCGCGUCCUUAAGAUUGGAUGUGGAUGAAACUGCCAAAGACUCAGUGACUCGAGUCAUAGUUACAAGAGCAGACGACAAUGAUAUGAAGCUAAUCAAAGAAGAAUUCCACAGCAAAUAUGGAACUACCUUGGCUGGCAAGAUUGAAGAAGUUGCUAAUGGAAGCUACAAGGAUUUCUUGCUCACCAUAAUUGCAAAAUCUGACUAAUUAAUUUAGGCCAGAUUUUGGCAUAUCCAAAUUUUCCGUCAGUUGUUCCAUGUUCUCAAAUGCUUUUAUAUUUUCCCCUUUGCUUUAAUUUGUUUUGAUUUCCUUUGCUCAAUUUAUGUAUGGUUUCAAUGUUUCCAUUUCAAAUGAGUAAUUUCAACUUUAAUCUCAAAU